AUGGCUGGUCUGAUGACGCUGUUGGCUGCCAGUCAGAUGCCCCAGGCUGCCCCCCCUGCCCUACCCACCCUGCCCCAGACAGAGGCCUCCUCGCUGGGGAGAGACGUGGCCAGUCCUGGGUGUCUGGAGGUCUGGGCUCUGGAGGGGAUGACUCUACUCAGCGACAUGGCCUCACUAGAGAUGGAUCGGAUACAGCUGGAGCAGGCUCAUCGGAUGAGAUUAAGCGGAGUACAGAGGCAGUACAAGGACAAACAGAGACAACUGGACCGGCUGCAGAGGCGCUCUGACACCCAAGAGGUUCAGCAGCAGGAGGAGGAGAGGCGGAGUCUAACCAGACGUGGGCGGGGCCGACCGAGGAAGAGGAAACGUGUAGCGACGCCCCCUGGCAAGAUGGAGUCCCGGACAGGGAAGCCGGGCAGGACAGUGCGGUACUCUGAGGUGGGGGAUGGAGGGAGGAAGAGGUUCCACUGUUCCAGAGGAGAGGAUGAUGAGUUGGAGGGAGGAAGAGGAGGAGAGAAGAGGAGUUGGCAGGAUCAGGAGCCAUCCACUAGUCACUCUCUGGAGGUCUUUAAGACUCGUCGUGUCGGUCUGUGUGACCAUGAGCAACUAGCCUGUGACCUGGACAGAGGCUCUCCCUGUCCGUACUCAGUACCAGCCGCCGGCGCCCUCUGACCCAGGCGGGAGGAUGGAGUGGG
Molecule: messenger RNA, 695 nt
Organism: Oncorhynchus gorbuscha (pink salmon)
Lineage: Eukaryota; Metazoa; Chordata; Actinopteri; Salmoniformes; Salmonidae
Product: trinucleotide repeat-containing gene 18 protein-like
Exons: 5
Coding region: 1-672 (223 amino acids)
Source: RefSeq, a predicted model, not a curated record